Labeo rohita (rohu) is the source of this 1092-nucleotide messenger RNA. It is a transcript of the gene rhoub, whose product is annotated as ras homolog family member Ub. Bases 186 to 899 code for a protein of 237 amino acids. Gene Ontology annotation, molecular function: GTP binding; GTPase activity. The record is from RefSeq and is a predicted model, not a curated record. Lineage: Eukaryota; Metazoa; Chordata; Actinopteri; Cypriniformes; Cyprinidae. The transcript has 3 exons. Gene Ontology annotation, biological process: small GTPase-mediated signal transduction.
CAGACUGUAGUUUCUGUGGAGAUACUGAGUUUUUUUGACGGUUUGCGCGCACUGCACCGGAUCAAGCGCAUUUACGCAGUGCUCGUAGAGCCCAGUCGUUAUAGAGUGCUCUUAUUGAUGGUUUUUUCCUGGGUCACUCCAUCAGGAGUGUGCGAUUCACCUGCGGUCCGGUCGAGCAGCGCGUCAUGGAUUACAGUAACCUGAUGGCGCCUCCGGUGCCGCCACACAAACCCAGAUCCCCCCGGCCUUCAGACUGCCAGGGACGCCUGUUGAAGUGCGUGUUUCUCGGGGACGGAGCUGUGGGAAAAACCAGCCUCAUUGUCAGCUACACAACCAAUGGAUAUCCAACGAAAUACGUCCCGACAGCGUUUGACGACUUCUCAGCGGUCGUACAGGUGGACGGACAACCAGUCAGACUGCAGCUUUGUGACACCGCAGGACAGGACGAAUUCGAUAAGUUGCGUCACUUCUGCUACACGCGGACCGACGUCCUCCUCCUGUGCUUCAGCGUCGUCAGCCCCGCAUCCUUCCAGAACAUCGGUGAAAAAUGGGUGCCGGAGAUCCGCCGCCGUUGUCCGCUCACACCCGUGCUGUUGGUGGGCACGCAGUGCGACCUACGGCAAGACGUCAAGGUCCUCAUCGAACUGGCGCGGCGUCGAGAGCGACCCGUCCUGGAAGAGGAUGCCCGCACCCUGGCGGACAAAAUAGGAGCGGUUGCCUACAUAGAAUGCUCCUCUCUCACACAGAAAAACCUUAAGGAGGUGUUUGACGCCGCUAUCUCUGUCGGGCUCCGACACUCUGACCGAAGAGCCAGGCGAGAACGAAAAGUCCACAGUACUGCUGAUAAAAUGAAAAUGCUCUCAAAGUCGUGGUGGAAGAAAUAUAUCUGCAUUCAGUAGCAACUGAUCUUCUGAGGCAUGAACAACGUGAUAAACUCUUGUUUAGCAUCACGCUCGUCAAGUGGAUCAACAAAGGACAUUGUUGCUACUGUAAGGACAAUGUGAAUGGUUGCAGAAGGUGCAGCUAGCUUCCCAGUAACCAAAGUUUACUGUAUGGAGGGCCGUCACUAAAAGUCACAGGACCCAUGAUAAA